CUGCUGUUGUUACUUCCUGUUUUGGAAAGGCUCCUUCUCUGUCGUCUUCUGUCUCCUCCGUCCCCUGUGUCUUUGUUUGACAACAAUAUCCUGUCUUUGUCCGUGUCCCCUACUCUCUCCUCCACACACGGACAUACACGCUCAACGUCCGUCUCCAACAGACCUACCAGGAGGAUCUGGACCCAGUGACCGGGACAGAGAGCAGGGAGCCGGGCUGAGGUCUCUGCAGCAGCCGUUGUGUGUCUGGUUCUUCAGCUUGACUUGACUUUCUAACUCCGCUGGUGCUAAUGCUACGGGCACUCUGCUAAUUAGCCUUCGCUGCUAUUCCCGGUUUGUUAACCCGAGUCACAGUCAUUGCCUGAUGCUUCAAAGCUAAAACAGCUAAUUAACGCAGCAGCUAAACCGGGAUUAUACGAAGUUUUAAUCUGGCAUUAUAUGUAGCAUAACCGGGUUUACAUUUAGAUUCAACCCGGGUGCACACGGAGUUCACAGUCGUUUUAAUGGAGCUUUGAACUGAGUUAACGUGUAGAUUUGACUCAGGUUCACACAAAGUUUUAACCGACUAAACUCAGGUGUGGUACUUUUCAUAUCUUUGGUUGUAUCUUUGGUGUGUUUAAAUGUGGCUUGGUCUGGUUUGACAGGGAUAACUCACUCUUUUGGUACAGUUUUAAGUCUAGUCUGGUUUUAAUUCUGAAGAAUGUGUUGAUUGUAAUUAACCUUUAACUAGGUUUAAAUCCAGACUGCUAUUAAACUUGGGUUACUGCUCUGUUUUUGGAUAUGUUUUGGCUUCUGUCACUGUGAAGUCAGCACUCUCGGACUGGUUUGGUCAACAUGAGUAAAUGGUCUGAAAAUAGUGCUGUUAAGGGGAAUACAUAUGUAGUUUGUCCUGGCUUUGGUAAGGGUCCAGAAGCAGGGAGUACAAGUCUAACAUUGAGUCUGGAUCAUAAGUGUCCUUAUUUAUCUCAGGUUUACAGUCAGAUUUUGCUUGACUUUGGUUUAAACAGCUUUUGAAUGCAGUUUGGCUUUAGUCUCUGUUUUAGACCUGGAUUAAAUGUAGUUGGACCUGGUCUUUCCUGUCUCUGUGACCUUUUCGCUCUCAUGGUCUGAUGCAAUUACUCCAGGUCUAAUUAAGGUUUAGCUCAUGAUGGCAGACCUACACCAGACUCCCACUUCACUCUGCUGCUGCCGUAAAUCCCCACCAGUCUCUGUGCCUCACUGUGUUGGGGACUCUAGUCAGCCCUCAGCAGGUCCCGGGUCUCCACGGUGCCCCCUGGUGGAUGUGGCCUCAGCAUCUAAUUUCAGAUGCUUCCAGCUGCAACACUUCCACUUAGACCUGCGGCUGAACUUUGCUGUGAAGGAGAUGAGCGGCUGGCUGGUUCUGGAUCUGAUCCCAGUCCAGCCAGGGGUCCACACCCUAGUCUUGGACUCCCACCCAUCUCUGUUAAUCCACUCUAUAGACUGUAAGGCCCCAGGGUCAGGACAGGUGGAUCCUGUCUCUCUCACAUAUCGUGUUGAUCCCUUUACUGAUUAUGGAUCAUCGCUCAACAUCAGCUUGCCAACCACCGCUGUAAAACCAGGUCGACUGAUCCAGAUCACAGUCCGAUACACCACCACUGAUGGGCCAGCGAUCUGGUGGCUGGACUCAGAGCUGACCUGUGGUCAGUCUCGGCCUCUUGUCUUCACGCAGGGUCACUCCGUGUGUAACCGCUCCUUCUUCCCAUGUUUCGACACACCUGCUGUCAAGAGCACGUACACAGCUACUAUCAGGGUCCCGGAGGGAGUUACCGUUCUGAUGAGUGCGUCUAGGAGCUCCUACUCCAAACCUGACCGGGUCUUCCAGUUCUCCAUGGAGUCUCCAGUUCCAUCUUACCUGGUGGCAUUGGUGGCGGGGGAGCUGCAGCACGUCGAUGUCGGCCCGAGGAGUCGAGUGUGGGCGGAGCCAUGUUUGUUGUCAUGUGCAGUGAAGAAGCUGGGUGACAAUGUGGAGCGCUGGCUGGUCGUAGCCGAGGAGCUGUUUGGCCCGUACCUGUGGGGCAGGUGUGACAUUGUGUUCCUACCCCCGUCCUUCCCUAUCGUUGCCAUGGAGAACCCCUGCCUCACCUUCAUCAUUGCCUCCAUCCUGGAGAGCAGCGAGUUUCUCCUGAUUGACGUCAUCCAUGAGAUCGCACACAGCUGGUUUGGGAACGCCGUCACCAACGCAACGUGGGAGGAAAUGUGGCUGAGUGAAGGACUAGCAACGUACGCACAGAGGAGGAUCACAACGGAGGCAUACGGUGAGUCAUUCACCUGUCUGGAGACUGUCGUGAGAUUGGACGCCCUCCACAGACAGCUGCGUCUCCUUGGAGACAACAACCCUGUGAGCAAACUGCAGGUCAAGUUUGAGUCAGGUGUAAACCCGAGCUCUCUGAUGAACCUCUUUACCUAUGAGAAAGGUUUCUGCUUCGUAUCGUAUUUGUCACAGCUGAGUGGAGACACACGGCGCUUUGACCGCUUCCUCAGGGAUUACAUCUCUCAGUUCAAGUUUAAAAGUGUUGUUGCUCAGGACCUCAUCGACUACUUCCUGGAUUAUUUCCCAGAGCUGCAGGAUGCUGCUCACCGAGAAGGCCAGGAGUUUGAGCGGUGGCUCAGCGGCUGUGGACCGCCUCUGUAUGAACCAGACCUGUCAGCAGGGGGCACUCUGAUCCACCCAGUCCAGGAUCUGUGUGACCUAUGGAGGAGCAGUGAUCCCCCUGACUUGCAGUCCUUGAUGACCUUUGAUCUCUCAGCCUGGAACACCUUCCAGAUUGUCCUAUUCCUCGACCGCAUGUUGGACCACUCUCCUCAGCCCCCAGAUGUGAUGCAGCAUCUCUCGUCCUCUUACUCGUCCCUAUUUGAUGACCUAAAUGCUGAGGUUCAGAUCCGGUGGCUUCAGCUGAUCGUCAGAAAUUCGUUCUACCCCGACCUGCAACGAGUCCGAGUCUUUCUGCACAAACACACAUCCAGAAUGUACACGGUGCCACUGUACGAGGACAUGGUCGCCGGGGUGAUGAAGUGUGUUGCCGUGGAGAUUUUCUACCAGACUCAACGCCGUCUUCAUCCAAACCUCAGACGGACAUUACAGCAGAUCCUGUUCCAGACCAGCUCUGCUCCUGCCAAUCAAAAUGGCCCACCUCAAUCCAUGAUUGCUACCUCCACUGCCAGCUCCACUCCACCGCUGUCACAGCCUGCUGCCACGGCAACUGCUUCUGCUGCUGCUGCUGGGACGACUGCUGCCAUCGCUUUGAGGAAUGUAAACGUGUCGGCGUAAUGAUUCAGGCCGCGAUUGGCCUGUCAGUCGCAUGUGAUGUCACAACCAGAUGUUCACUCCACAGAUAUUCAGGUUCAGGAGUUGGAGAUCAUAGUGUGUGGUGACUGUACUCUCUCCACCUGAUCCUGAUUUGACCCUCUAAUGUGAUGGGUGUGGUUGUCAUGGAAAGAGGUGAAGCUUAAGACUGUUGAGCAAUGGACGGUUCCAUGUUUCUCAACAUGAAGAAACUGCCUACUACAACGCCUAGUGUGCAUUUCAGAAAUCCUUGUCCAAUCAUAGAGCUCCGCACUCUUUAACCUUUAACUUGGACUGACCCUUAACACACCAUUACACCUGUAAUUCGUCAUUUGACCAGUAAGUAGAAACCCGCAGACAUCACCUGAGUGGCCUUCAUGCUGCUGGCACUGCAGCUUGUAACCGACAUGUUCAGACAGUCCCUGAACUCACCAGCAAUAAACAUUUACCUCAGACUGUAGCUGAUUUGAACCAAUCACUGAUCAAUGUCUGGCCGUUAUCACUGUCACAAGAAAAAAACAAUUUCAACUUUAUUUAAAGGUUGUUUACAUUUAAAAGCAACAGAUUUCAAGCAUAAACAUCCAGCUGAUCCUUAACGCCUCAUCACAAGUCAACACAUUUUUGAAUAAAGAUUUGAAAAAAACUUUUUAUGAUUCCUCGGUUUGAUGCACUUUAUUAAAGUCAAUAUUUAAAUAGUUUUUGUUUUUACAUUUUUUUAAUGAAUAUAUAAAUGUUAACAUGUUUGAUUUUAUUUCACAACAUGUCUGAACAUCUGUUUUGCAAUAAAUCUUUGUUUGAUGAUC
Molecule: messenger RNA, 4104 nt
Organism: Solea solea (common sole)
Lineage: Eukaryota; Metazoa; Chordata; Actinopteri; Pleuronectiformes; Soleidae
Gene: rnpepl1
Product: arginyl aminopeptidase like 1
Exons: 11
Coding region: 1142-3286 (714 amino acids)
Biological process (GO): proteolysis
Molecular function (GO): zinc ion binding; metalloaminopeptidase activity
Source: RefSeq, a predicted model, not a curated record